AAACGACUUUCACUGAGUCAAUUCUCUCUGUAAAUCUCAGGCCCGCACCCUUUUCUCUCUCUAGCUCGCUCACGAGGGUUUGGGGAUUCGAUUCAAAGAUCCAGCUGCAUGAGCUGAAACAAAUUUACGGCAAGCUUUUGUAGCCAGAGAGUUCUCUAAUGGGUGAGCGCAGAAAACGCAAAUCAUUGUGGAGUGAGGAAGCUGAAACAAAACCUUUUACGUAUCCCAGUCAUGAUAGUGAACAUAAUCAUGAGUUUCCUGCAUCUGGAUCCCACGGAGUGCCGAAGUUCAGGUAUCAUUCUGGUCACCCGUCUAUGGAAUCAAUUCAUGAAGACCCAGUUGCUUGGAUGAAUGACAGCUAUCCCAAAGGUAGAGAGAGCGCAUAUGAAGAAAAGGGAAUAGGCGGUGAAAAUAGUUAUUAUCAGUACAUGUCUCCUGAGUUCAAAUACAACCAAUUUCCUGAAGAUGACCGAAGCCAUUCUCGCAGGUACCCAGGAAGAAGUAGGAGCAGAAGCAGGAGUAGAGGCAGGUGUCGCAGUAGGAGCAGGAGUAGGGGCAGGGAAAGAGUGAGGGGAAGGAGCAGGAGCAGAAGUGACAGCGAAGCAAGGGGUUGGACAAGAAGUCGUAGCCCUUUAGGAGAUUAUAAACAUCAAGCUUCUGGAUGGAGUGACAGGAGAAGUCUACCUGAGAUGGCAACUGAAGGCGAUUUUGCUUCAGGAAGGGGCAGAAGAGACGGUUUUAGCAAACAUUUCCAUCCAAAAAACACCAGUCACAGGGAUGGCGGCCUUGGGGGAGGGGACAUAUCAGAGAGUCGGAGAAAUAGGGCAGAUCAUGGAAAUGAAUCUAAACAGUCUUACAGCAGAGGUCCUCGGAUUGAAUUAAGGGGUGAUGUUUCUGAUCCUUAUCAUGGAGAGGAUGAGCAAUUCCAACAUAAAGGUAGAAGUGCAGUACCGUGCAGAAACUUUGUCAAGGGUAGCUGUAGGUGGGGAGACGGUUGCAAAUUUUCUCACCACGAUGAAUCCUCUGUUGAAGGUACUAAACUUUCCUCCUCGACUUACAGAAAUAGGAACCCACCUUGCAAGUAUUUUCUAGCGGGAAAUUGUGAACGGGAUAAUUGCAAAUUCUCUCACGAGGAUCCAAAUUUUAAUCGUCUAGAGGGCAGGCUGGGUAAAGUCAACAGUGACCGUGGUUCACGUGACAAUGGCCGUGGUUCACGUGACAAUGGCCGUAGUUCACGUGACAAUGACCGUCGCUCACAUGACAAGGUUAACAAGAGGGAUGACCCGAGAUGGGAACCAUGGGACGAGGUAGGUGGAAUCUCAGAUGAUAUGAAGCCUUCUGGUAGGAAUAGUUCUGCUGUUACUGUUACAGACAGCACUCUUGACAAUAGAAUGAGCCACGGUUUGGGAAAUGAGAAUAUAAACUGGGGACUUCCACAACACACGAAUAUUUCAGCGCCUCUACAUCGUGCAGGAAAUGGCAGUUAUGAUGGUGAUGUAGGUACUACUGAAUCUAUUAUAGAGGAAAAUAUUAUGGCCAAACAGGAUGUCCUCGUGUUUCAUGAUAUGCAGCUGCAAAAUCAAGAUGGUACGAGCAAAUUGCAGGUAGAGCAAAUGUUUCCCUCGAAUGCCUGGCAGCAGAAUGUUCCUCCAGUUUCACAUAUUCAACAUCAGAACCUUGGAGUAGUAGAAAACAACGUAGUAAGUUCAUUCCAUUCUGACAUUAUCGAUGAGGUGAAAGACCCCAGAAAUGCUACCGUUCCAGCUUUUAUCUCUGCGCAAAACUCGCAUCAAAAUGGCGAAAGUGUACUUCCUGCUGGGUAUUCAUCUAUUCCGAAGGAAGCUGUUAGCAAAGAGAUGCCAGCCUUGAAUGGGGCUGAGAUGCACCAGGUUGCUAAUUUGAAUCUCUCUCAGAUUCAGAAACUUCAAAACGCUAUCCAAAUGGCUGGGAUGACAGAGACGAGCACCUUUUUGCCUUUUCCAAAUCUAACCAACGAGCAGUCUGCUCAAUAUGCAAACACUCUUCUAUCUGCUGCUCUUCAGCACGUUGCUCCUGUCCUGAAUCAAAAAUUUGAGAAUCAACAUUCUACAAAACCUCCAGUCGAAGAAGUCUCCAAUUCAACAGGAAUGGUGCUUUCUACAUCUAAUGCAUCUGGCCACGUUCCACUUGACAGCACAGCCAAUCUACAACUCAAUCCAGUUACAGUUUCUCAUGAUCCAGUCAGUUCUGUGGAGAAUGGUAGAAAUAGCAAUGAGCAUGAAGGCAAUCAAGUACCUUCGGCAGAUAACUCAGAAAUAGAUCAUUCCGGAAGGCCAAAUAAGCCACAAGAGACAGCACGUGAAAAUCCAGAAUGUGAUGAAGUGAAAGUGGGCACGGGGGAGCAAAGUAAGGGAGUUCAAGACGGGAAGCAAUCUGAAACUUUGGAUGGCCAGGGAAAAGCCGAUGAAAGUACUGCUAACAAGGAUGAUAAAGGGAUGCGUCUGUUCAAAAAUUCUCUGGUAGAGUUUGUGAAGGACAAACUGAAGCCUAAAUGGAAGGAAGGCCGGAUGAGCAGAGACGUUCACAAAACUAUCGUGAAAAAGGUGGUGGACAAAAUAACAAGCUCUAUUCAAACCGAACACGUUCCAAAGACGCAAGAGAAAGUUGAGCAGUAUCUCUCAUUUUCCGAACCCAAAAUCACCAAACUUGUACAGGCUUAUGUGGACCGUUGUCUAAAGACAGAUUCUUGAAUCACUUCUUUUUUUUCUUCUCCCAUUUCUUUUUACAGACCUUCGAUUCUUGAAUCACUUCCUUUUCUCUUCUCACUUUUCUUUUUAUAGACCUUAGACUGUGAUGAAUUGUUCGAUUAUACAGUUGUGUAUUGCAUUUGUGUUACAUUUAGCAUAGUUAGUUAGGACUAUAUUUAUUGUUUUUAUUAGAACUUUUUUUGGGUGUGUAUUGGAACUGCACAGCCUUUCUGGAAAACUUUUCUGGAGCUUUUUUAUCCCUUCCAUGCAUCUUGUUUCUUGAUUUUCA
Messenger RNA from Salvia hispanica, 3015 nucleotides. RefSeq lists its product as uncharacterized. Gene Ontology annotation, molecular function: metal ion binding. The record is from RefSeq and is a predicted model, not a curated record. Lineage: Eukaryota; Viridiplantae; Streptophyta; Magnoliopsida; Lamiales; Lamiaceae.